AAGGAUGUGCCAGACAAUAGGAGCGGAACAGAAGACUGACCAGAGAUGUCUUGUGUGAACCCUCCUCCUCCUCCCCCUCCUCCAAGGGAGGUACCAGGGACAACACUAGGAUAGCAGGGAGGCAGCUUGUACUUGUGCAGCCUGGAAGGACUGACAUCGCCUGCACUCACACAGUCCACACUACACAGCACAGUUCUUCCCCAGGAGCCGUGCUCUGUGCACAGCACACAAGGAGCCCAGAUGUCAUCAUACAAGCCACAACGGAUGUAACAUUCACACAAGGGACUUCAAGACUGUUGCACACAGACCAAGGUGCAGAAAAGUUAUUUUUCUUCCAUAAAGUUUGCAAAAGUUUUUGAAAAGUUUCUCAGAAGAACCAAGCUGCAUCAGGGAGAUAUUGGUCAAUCAGCUACCCACAGAGGAUGCCUAGGAGCCUGUAAACUAAGCAUGGAUCCCCUGGGUGACCAGUGCAGCCCACUGCAGCCAGUUCGCAGGACCCAGUGGCUGGUAAGUGCUCUUGCCUAUCACUACGGGCUGGACCACGGGCUGGAUAAUGAGAUCAUCGUUCUGGCCACCGGUUUGGAUCAGUACCUGCAGGAGGUCUUCCAUCACCUGGACUGGCAGGCACAGGGCACCAUCCCCAGGGAGGAGUUCCGAACUCUGUGCAGGGUACUGGGGCUGGAGCCUGGCAUAGAAGAAUGUGAGGAGCUGCUGGAGGAUCUCCCGGAGCGGCUCAGCUUUAGACAGUUUCAUGCCAGGCUGUGCGGGUAUUUCAGCUCCAGAGCAGGUGCUACCAGGCUGCCCGUGGGGCGCGAGAACGAACAGAUCCAGGAUGAGAUCCGGCUGAGAAGCCCACAGUUGUCAAAAAGGGAAGCUCCAAGAAAUCGUGCACAGUCUGUGGUUGAAGAUGAACUCCGGAGACUGGAGGGUGAGAACCAGAAUCUGCGACAACUGCUGGAGGACAUGAAGGGGGCGCUGCAGAGCAGUGAUGCCCGCUGCCUGGCAGUUGCAACUUCAAACUUUGCUGAAGACCUGGUUUUGCUUAGUGACUUGAGGGUUGGCCUGUAUAGAAGUCGUGCAUCACAACCAAUGGAGAUGACUGCCACUAAUGCCAACAGAAGGGUUUUAUCUCAGAGUUACACUGUGACAACCAAAUGUGUCCAGAGAGAAAUCAACGUGAUUCAGAACUCCAGCAAUGGACAAAUAGAGGAAGUGACCAGACUAAAUAAAGACCUGCAAGAGAAACUGAACAAAACUGAGAAAGUUCUAGUGUACUUGGAGGACUCUAACCAGCAAUUGUUGAAGGAACAGGCAGUGAUGACACGAAGGGUGGAAGAUGCACGUCAAGCAGUCCUGGCAUGUUAUAGCAAAGUGAAGGACUUGGAAGAAAAAUCACGUAAAGUUCCUAUGCUCCAGAGGCAUAUAGAACAGCUGGAAAACCAACUACAAUAUUAUAAGUACCGGUCAGAAGCAACCAUGAUUAAUACAACAAAAUCGGAGGAAAAACUCCCGACCCUGAAGCCUUAUCAUUUACUUGUCAAGACAAAACACAGAUCGCCCACUGAAGAUAUACAUGCUGAUCACAGUGCAGAAGAUCAGAUAUUUCGCUCUGUGGAAGGACAAGCAGCAUCUGAUGAAGAGGAGGACAAGUGGGCCGGGAACCCAACAGAUGCAAUGCAAGGGCUUCUAUCCAGCAUCUCAUGCUGCACGAGCGGGUGCGAGGACAGAAGGAUAUGGAAGCUCCUGACUGAUAUUGUUGGAACUGAUAUUAUUGAUCCCAGGGAUUUACCUGCAUUAUUGGUGGAAAGGAUCUCCAAAUUGACUGAAGAGCUGACGGUAAAAGAGCAGGAAAUGAGGGAUCUAGAACUGCUGAUGGAAGAGACCAAGGAUCCAUUGAUUGAUGAACUUGAAAGAAAAGAUGAAGAGAUUGAGCUAUUAAGGUUAGACCUUCAGAUGUUGGAGACAGAGAGGGUUCGCCUUUCCCUAGUAGAGGAAAAACUUCUUGAUGUUCUACAGAUUCUUCAACAGCUAGGGGAUCUGCAAAUACCGCAUCAGGAAUUGGGAAGAGUCCUAUUAAACACCCUGGAAAGAUGUAGAGAACCGCAGAAUGGAAAGGAACAUAUCUUUGGUGUUUUGGACACUUUAUACCAUGAAUUAUCUGUCUGUGAAUUACUUCAUCACCAGCACAAUGAAGGAGAUAGCGGGCAGUCCUUGGCCGGUUCCCUAGUUGUAUCUUGUUGAACAACAGCGCCAUCUAUGGGUCAUCCGUGACAGUGCAUCUCAGAGGAGCAUGAAAACUAUCUGGAUGCCCUGAGACAGACUGUGAGUGAACUGGAUUGGAUGACAAGGAGAAACCAGCACUAAUCCAUCUCCCCAAGCUAUACUCCACAAGCUGGAUCACACAGAGCCGGAGCAUUUGCUUGACUGUUUCCGGGCAAAGCAGCCCAAGAAGAGCCCAGACAAUGAGCACAUGAAACAUUUUCAUUGGUUGAUACAGACCCCAAAAAAAAUUAAAUUAAUUUUUUACCUGCAGAUGGCCCAUGUGCCUGAAAGGAAUUCAUCAGUUAGCACUGCCAAUGACUGCCAUAUGGGAACAAGUUAAAAUGUGAACAAUUAAAAUAAAAAUAUAGCAAUGAAAUGCCAGAUUUCCCCCGACUAGGGGCCCCUGACUGUGAUAUUGCAGAGAGGACAGCAUAGCCAUUUAUUGUUCAACAGUGUACUCAUCCAGAACCAGUGGCGUAGCAAGAAAUUAUUGGGCCCCACAGCAAAUUUUUGAAUGGGCCCCCCCCCCCUCCGCCAGUAAUUUUUUCGCAACCCCUUCCUUUCAUGCCGCCCCCAUUCUCAUGACUAGUAAAGAGAUCGCUCGCUCAGACCAGGCCCGACAGCUGUUCCAUCCGAUUUCUACACUGUCUAUACUGCCACUGUAUUUAAUUUCAUUGUGUAAUACUGUUGAGGGGGACCUGACCAAAUCCUAUAGUCCUCCUUCUCCUGGAGGGGCCCCUUCUGGGUCAGGGCCCCAAAGCAGCCGCUUCCCCUGCUUUCCCUAUAGCUACGCCCCUGUCCAGGACUAAUACUGGUGAUGGUGUGUGACAAAAAAAUCAAUUCAUUUCACAAAUCGCUCUGUCUAAUGGAGCAGUGAAAAGAUAACAUUAUAUAUUACAAUAUACUUCCCAAAAGCAUUUGUUUAUGCUUUAAGAAUUACUCCCCAAUAUACUUAUUAAUGUGUAAAAACGUAUUGUAUGAAAUUGUAAAUAUCGGUAAAUUAUCUUUUUUUUAGAUAAUUCUUCUGUCAAGGCCUGUGCAGAAAACAGCUUAAAUCACCUGUCAAUCUGGAGGACCUGACACAUCCAUGCAGAACAUUGAUUUCAGUGUAAUACUUAAAGGGCAUCUGUCAGCAGUUUUGUCCCUAUGACACUGGCUGACCUGUUACA
This is a messenger RNA of Bufo gargarizans (Asiatic toad), 3431 nucleotides long. It is a transcript of the gene EFCC1, whose product is annotated as EF-hand and coiled-coil domain containing 1. Bases 448 to 2241 code for a protein of 597 amino acids. Gene Ontology annotation, molecular function: calcium ion binding. Lineage: Eukaryota; Metazoa; Chordata; Amphibia; Anura; Bufonidae. The record is from RefSeq and is a predicted model, not a curated record. The transcript is spliced from 9 exons.